Malania oleifera is the source of this 3718-nucleotide messenger RNA. RefSeq lists its product as uncharacterized. Gene Ontology annotation, cellular component: condensin complex; condensed chromosome. Lineage: Eukaryota; Viridiplantae; Streptophyta; Magnoliopsida; Santalales; Ximeniaceae. The transcript is spliced from 13 exons. Bases 90 to 3233 code for a protein of 1047 amino acids. Gene Ontology annotation, biological process: mitotic chromosome condensation. The record is from RefSeq and is a predicted model, not a curated record.
AUGAGAAUAGAGAAAACUAGAGAGAGAAGGAAAACUCGGACGGUUCGGAAGAGAGAGAGAGAGAGAGAGAGAGAGAGUCUGCAAUUUUAAUGGCGAACUCAGAGGAAGAAGAACAGAGUCAAUUGAUGCCGAAGAUCUCUAGGGUUUUGAACGAAACCCUAAGCUCAAACGCCACACACCCUCGAAAGCUCAGGGACCUAUUAACCCUCCGUUCUUCAUCUUCCCCUCACAAAUUCUUCACCGCGUUCUCCAAAGCCCUAACCCCCCUUUUCUGCUUCCACCGCCGAACUGCCGCCGCUGAGCGAGCCAUCCGAUUCGUUGCCAUAUUUGCUAGUGCACGUGAUGCUGCCAAUGUUUCGGAUUGCGAUGCCUUCUUGGAGGAUUUACUGCAGUUCCUCCUCGUCGCUGCUGCCGCUGCCAACAAAACCGCUAGGUUUCGGGCGUGCCAGAUAAUUUCUGAGAUCAUAAUGCGGUUGCCAGACGACGCAGAAGUCAGUAAUGAGCUCUGGGAUGAGGUGAUAAAUUGCAUGAAGAAGCGGGUGGAGGAUAAGAUUCCCAUAAUCCGCAUAUUUGCUGUUAGGGCUUUGUCAAGAUUUGCAAAUGAUUCUGAAAACAGCGACAUUCUUGAAUUAUUCCUUGAAGCACUGUCUUUAGAACAGAAUGCAGAGGUACGCAAGACAAUAGUUUUAUCAUUGCCUCCUUCGAAUAUGACCUCAUCAGCAGUCAUUGAUUGCACCUUGGAUGUGAGUGAAUCAGUGCGCAAAGCAGCAUACUGUGUUCUUGCUAAUAAACUUCCUCUUCAGAGUCUCAGCAUCAAGCUUAGGGCAGUCAUUCUUCGGAGAGGAUUUGCAGAUCGUUCAUCUACUGUUAGGAAGGAGUGUCUGAAAUUAUUGAAAGAUGAAUGGCUUGAGAAGUGUUGCAAUGGUGACCCCUUGGAGCUUCUCAAGUACUUUGAUGUUGAAACCUAUGAAUUGGUUGGGGAGUCUGUGAUGGGUGCUCUCUUAAAAGAUGGGCUGGUGAAAGUGAAAGAUGGGCAAGGUAUCCAGCGGUUCAAAGUAUUGAUCUCUGAGGGAAGUGAAGGAGAAUCAGGGCAUUGCAAUUCAGAUUCAGAUGUCCAAUUAAUGGAACCCGAGGUUGCUUUAUAUUGGAGGACUGUAUGCUGGCACUUGCAGACUGAAGCGCAACAAAAAGGCUCUGAUGCUGCUACCACAAUGGGCACCGAGGCAGCAGUAUAUGCAGCAGAAGCUUCAAGCAACAAUGAGCUUUUAGAGAGAAUUCUUCCAGCAACUGUUUCUGACUAUGUAGAAUUGGUCAAAGCUCAUCUUGAUGCUGUUAUUGUCUCAGGGCCAAACUAUCGAUUUGCAUCUCGGCAGUUGUUAUUGCUUGGUGCGAUGCUUGAUUUCUCUGAUUCCACAAACCGGAAAGUUGCUAGUGCAUUCGUGCAGGAAUUACUACACAGGUCAUUGGAACAUGAGGUUGAUGAUGAUGGGAACAAGGUUGUCAUUGGAGAUGGCAUUAACCUUGGUGGAGAUAGAGAUUGGGCCAAUGCAGUGUCUUCUUUAGUGAGAAAGGUCCAUGCUACUGCAGGUGAAUUUGAAGAAGUAAUUCUUGGAGUUGUGGAGGAGCUAGCUCAGCCUUGCAGGGAAAGAACUGCUGACUUUAUGCAGUGGAUGCACUGCCUUGCUGUGACUGGUCUGCUAUUGGAAAACACCAAGUCUUUCCGUUGGUUGCAAGGAAAGGCUGUUGGACCAGCUGAACUAUUGCAGUCUUUAUUGCUUACAGGGGCAAAGCAUGUUCACUUGGACGUGCAAAGGGUUGCCACCAGGUGCCUUGGUCUAUUUGGGUUGUUAGAGAGGAGCCUAAGUGAAGAACUAGUCAAGCAGUUGAGGAUUUCCUUGGUUAAGGGCCAGCUGCCAGUUAGUGUGGUGGCUUGUAAGGCAUUGAUUGACCUAGAAAUGUGGCAUGGUCCUCAGGAACUUGAGAGAGCCACAGGGCAGAGGCUCUCAUCAAAACAUGAUGAUGAUAAGAUGGCUUUUAGUCCUGUUGAUUUUAGUGAUGCAGAUGGCGUUGUGGAUAUUGAAUUACUAGAUCUCUUAUAUGCUGGACUUGACAGAAAUGAUUGGAAAAAGUCUGUGGACACUGAUGAGAAUAACUCAGUUCAGGAUGUUAUUGGGGAGGGGUUUGCAAAGAUUCUUCUUCUCAGUGAGAACUAUCUGAGUAUAUCUGCUUCCUUACAUCCUUUACUUCUAGCCAAGCUCAUCAGCCUGUACUUCAGUAAUGAAACAGAAGAUAUGCAUAGGUUGAAACAAUGCCUAUCUGUAUUCUUUGAGCAUUAUCCAUCUCUCUCAGUUAAUCACAAGAAGUGUUUAUCCAAGGCAUUCAUUCUGGUUAUGCGUUCGAUGUGGCCGGGUAUCAAGGGAAAUGCAGGCGGUGCUCCCAUUAUUGUGUCUAGUAUGCGUAAACGUGCUGUCCAAGCAUCACGCUUUAUGCUGCAAAUGAUGCAGGCUCCAUUAUAUCCAAAGGAGAGUGCAGCUGAAGACGAAAACAGCAGCAGAGAGUUGCCUGAGACCCUAGAUAGCACUGUACAACCUUCACUUGAGAGUGGGGAGGAAGGCCUGGCAAUACGCAUAGCCACAGAGGUGGCAAGCUUUCCUUUAAAGAAGACACCUGCUGAGAAAUCAUAUGUUAUUGCAUUGUGUAAGAUACUAGUCUUGCUUCAAUUCCGGUUGUCUGAAAAAGGGGCAAUAAAGUUAAUCUGGAGGCUCUUGAUCCAUAUUACUGAGUCUGGAUUGGCAGAGAAGGAGACUGUAAAGGAGUUGAAGGGAAUGGCUGUACGGAUUAGGGCCGUAGAUAGACAUCCAGAUGAGGAACUGUCGCAAGAUCUAAUAAAUCUUAUUUUGGGGAGGUUAGGUAUAGACUUCAACUUUAAUGUAAAUGACUCCAUGAGAGUGCCACCAAUUACACCAGCUCCGUCUUCAACCAGACCAGCCCGUUCUAGGAGACGAGUUAGGCAUCAAGAUGAUUCUGAUGAAGGUUCAGCAACCUCUGUUGCUCCUACAAUUGCCAGUGCCAUAAAUAUUCGUUCUCAAAGAGCAAGCAAGACUGCAGCAAUGACCAGGAUGAGUGCCAGUAGAGGUAUUAGGGUCAAUGAUAAUGAUGAUGAUGAUGACGGGGAAGAAAGCUCAGACGUGACAUCUGAAGAUGAUUCUGAUGAAUCUGACCUGUCUGUUUGAUGUGAGGCCUGGCAUGAUUGAGGUAUCGAGAGGUCAGGCAGGAUUGAGGAGUUCAAAUUAGGAGCAAAUAGGUAUAGAUGCUAGAGCAGGUGCAAUUUCUGAACCUUUUUUGGGUUUUAUUUUUGUUUCUUUUCUUUCUCUUGUUGUGUGUUUUCUUUUUCUUUUAUUUUUUUAUCCAUUUUGAUUUUUGUAGGUGGGGGUUCAUGAUUUAAUCAAUUUAAUGUCGAGUAGUUGAUGUUCUUGCCUAUCCCUGGAGAGGCUUGAGGAAUCCUUAAGGUCCUUCUUUGGUGGUAUGUGUAUAUUGAGAGUUCUUGUUUUAUGAAAAUGCAAGUGAUUGAAAGUUAGCAGGCAUUGAUAAUGUGGUUGGCCAGUAAGAGCAACAUUGUAAUCACCCAUGCUUUUUCUUAAUCACUUUGUUUUGGGUUGUAAAGUGCGAUCAGCAUAGCUGCAAAUUCAGUCCACUAUACAAAUGGUUGCUCAUGAAA